AUAAGGCAGCAAGAGUAGAGAAGGUUAAGAUGAUUAUAUAUUUUGUGUGUAUGAGCAUUUCCUAGUACAAUUCUUCUUAGUUCGCCGACAAUAAUGUACCUUUUCCCUUUGCUCUGUCUCUCUCUAUAUCUUCUUCUCUGAUCAUUGUGUACUUCAUUCUUCUCUCUUCUUUUCUGUACUUUCUUCUGUCCCCAAAAAUCAUCUGGCUCUCUCUUACCAAACAUGGUGCAAUCAAAGAAGUUCAGAGGUGUCAGGCAGCGCCAUUGGGGUUCUUGGGUAUCUGAAAUUCGACACCCUUUACUGAAGAGGAGAAUUUGGCUAGGAACAUUCGAAACUGCAGAAGAGGCAGCUAGAGCUUAUGAUCAGGCUGCAAUAUUGAUGAGUGGACGCAACGCAAAAACAAACUUUCCAAUAACUCAAACCCCAAAUGGAGACCCUAAAUCCUCUACUGCUGACUCUUCCACAACAGCCACUUCUUCUUCUAAGAAUACUGCUACUACUACUGCACCUAAUGGUUUAUCUGAAAUCCUUCACGCCAAGCUUCGAAAAUGUAGCAAAACACCGUCGCCGUCAAUGACAUGCUUAAGGCUUGACACUGAGAAUUCUCAUAUCGGUGUAUGGCAAAAACGAGCUGGGCAAAGGUCUGAUUCCAACUGGGUCAUGACAGUGCAACUUGGAAAGCAAAACCAUGAAGUUUCUGAGGGUACAUUCCCGAUGGCUGAGUCAUCGAAUACUUUACCAGGGCCGCCGGAGCUGAGAACACAGAUGGAUGAAGAAGAAAGAAUUGCAUUGCAAAUGAUAGAAGAGCUUCUUAACAGGAAUUGCCCUAGUCCUCCGUUUGAAGUUCAAGAUGGUGAUGAUGAAGAUGAUGAUGAUGAUGAUGAUGAUGGUAGUGGUAGUUUUUUUCUUUAAAUCAAAGUAUGGUUUUUAUUUUUUUUGUUGUGUUUGUGUGUUGAGAGAUCAUUUGGUUAAAUUUUUUUCUUUGUGAUUGAAGGAGCAAAUUGAUGUGCUUUGUAUAGAGAUGCAUGUUCCAUUAAUUUGGACUAUAUAGUAUAUAUAGUCCAUUGAUUAAUUAGAACAUGCACCAAACACAAAAUUUCUGGAUUUGCUCUGGUAUAUAUUACAUUGAUAAUAAUGAUAAUAUUAAGUAUAUAUUCAUUUUUAUAUAUUUCAAGAAAACAAAAUGGGGUGGAGAAGAUAAUUGGGGUGUCAUUUGUGAAUGUAUAUUAAUUAAUAAUAAUGGAAUUAAUUGUGACUUCGUUUUACUUUA
This is a messenger RNA of Ricinus communis (castor bean), 1270 nucleotides long. Its product is annotated as ethylene-responsive transcription factor WIN1. The transcript has 2 exons. The record is from RefSeq and is a predicted model, not a curated record. Bases 223 to 912 code for a protein of 229 amino acids. Lineage: Eukaryota; Viridiplantae; Streptophyta; Magnoliopsida; Malpighiales; Euphorbiaceae. Gene Ontology annotation, biological process: regulation of DNA-templated transcription. Gene Ontology annotation, molecular function: DNA binding; DNA-binding transcription factor activity.